CCAUUCUAGACUCUUAUUGGGGAGUGACAAGUGGUAGAUACAGUGGGAAGCCCGUAAUUACCCAUUCCGAAUAUACCGUCUGUCUCGAGCUCUGUGGCUCUGUCCCUAAGCCCCGCAGAGAGCAGAAAGAGCGGAGAUAGGUGGUUUUAAGAGGUUAUCAAGAAAGAUCCCGAGACCUGAGGAACGCCUGCAUGGUCGACUGACUCAAUAUAUGAACCGCGUGGACGUCUCGGCUGCAUAAAAUAAACAGAUGAUUAAGGAUAAGCGUGGAGGUUUCCCGUGUCUUCGGGUUAUUCGUGUCUCCGGAGACUCAUCUGAGCAGGAAUAGAGAGACUUGGAGAGAAGCCGUUUGUGCUCCCGGGAUUUCCCUGAAAACCUUUCAGUGAAAGAGAGGGAUCUCCAAAAAGAGGUUGCAUAAGGGCACUUACUGACUGACAGCCACAACGAUGAUUUAAAAACACACCAACCUAACAACAUCACACACACACCCCCAUUGGCUCACGAGGAGGAAGAUACAACACAUUGGCUCCGCCCCUUCACACUGUCUUUGGACGACAACAAAAAAAAACAGCCGCUUAGUCAUAAUAGGACGAGGAGAUGCGUUGUCCGAUGUUGACCCUGCAGGCGGUGUGUGUGUGUGUGAGUGUGUGUGUGGCCAUGCAGCAAUACCCAGCUGCCUGGGGCCACUAUGACGUGUGUAAGAGUCAGAUCUACACAGAAGAAGGGUUAACGUGGGACUACAUGGCCUGUCAACCAGAAGCUACAGUCCUGACCAAGUACCUGACCGUCAGCCUGGAUCCGCCCAAUAUCACCUGUGGAGACCCACCUGAGACAUACUGCGCACUGGAAAACCCUUACAUGUGCAACAACGAGUGUGACGCCUCCACAGAUGAACUGGCCCACCCUUCGGAGCUCAUGUUCGAUUUCGAGGGCCGCAACCCAACAACCUUCUGGCAGUCCAGUUCCUGGAAGAAGUACCCCAAACCCCUGGAGGUCAACAUCACACUGUCCUGGAACAAAACUAUCGAGCUGACGGACGACAUCGUCCUCACCUUUGAGUCCGGCCGCCCUGAGCAGAUGCUUCUGGAGAAAUCGCUAGACUACGGUAAAACCUGGACCCCUUACCAGUUUUACGCUACCGACUGCCUCGACGCAUUUACCAUGGACCCCAAGACGGUCAACGAGCUGACCCAGCGAACCCUCCUCGACAUUAUCUGUACUGAGGACUACUCCCGUGGCUACGUGUGGAAGUAUGAUAAAACAGUCCGCUUCGAGAUCAAGGACCGGUUUGCGCUGUUCGCCGGGCUGCAGCUGUACAACAUGGCGUCGCUCUACGGUCAACUGGAUACCACCAGGAACCUCCGGGACUUCUUCACUGUGACGGACCUGAGGAUACGGCUGCUGAAACCAGCCACCGGGUCCACCAUGGUAGAUGAGAACAACCUGUCCAGAUACUUCUACGCCAUCUCUGACAUCAAGGUGCAGGGAAGGUGUAAGUGUAACCUGCACUCCAACAGCUGUGUGUUUGACAAGGACAAGGGGAAGCUGGGGUGUGAGUGUGAACACAACACAACAGGACCAGACUGCGGCCGCUGUAAGAGACACUACCACGGACGACCCUGGAGCGUCGGGUCCUACCUGCCCAUUCCCAAAGGAACUGCUAACAUCUGUAUCCAUAGCAGUCAUGGACCAGUGCAUCGAGCUAAUGUUUCAUCUCUGGGUGUUGCAAACCGUAAUCAAGCUCAUGUGUGUGACAACGCCAUGCUUCUCUGUCAGAACGGGGGAACGUGUCACCUCCACCACCAGCGAUGCCACUGUGCUACAGGCUUCACUGGCAUCCUUUGUGAGAGAGAACGAUGCCAGGGUCCUGGGCCCUGUGAGGAGUACCCCACGUCUGGGCAACCAUCCCUCCUUCACCCCCCCCUCUUCCACUACCUCUACCCUCUACUGCUGGGCCCCCCAGGUUUGCUCCUCUUCACCCUGCUACUCCCCCUGGUGAUGAUAGGGUUCUGUUGACAAUCGCUGUACAAUUGGCCAGGGAACUUUGAACUUGGAAAGAUCUACUUGGCCUUAUUGCGUUUUGAUAGGACAGGAGAAAGACAUCUCUAACCACAUGUCUUGGGACAGCAGAAUCAUCUUGGGGAAAGGAAAGGGAACUUCAGCACCUAAAGUACCUAGAUGGGACCAUCCAGAGACACUGACCGAGAUACAAAAAUGCCAUCAUAACUGAAAUGAGGUAGAAGUGCAAGUGUUUGCUGAUGAACUAGAUGAUUAACGAAGAUAUGCUUUUGGUCAGAGACAGACAGACAGAGAGGGAAAAAAAACACAUCUGAUUUACAGUCAAAUCUAUAAUCGCACAAUGUCUGUGUCUCAAAUGGUACCCUCUUCCCUAUGUAGUGCACUACUUUUGGCUAGGGCCCAUGAGGAAUAGGCUGCCAUUUAUGAAGACAACAAUGUGUGUGACCUAGAAACACUGUCAGAAAUGUUGUCAUUCAUUGGGGACAGACUCAUCUUCACAGAUGUUAUCCCACUUCAUGUGGAUCAUUCGAGACAGACUAAACAUCUUCACAGAUGUUAUCCCACAUCUUGCAGAUCAUUGGGGACAGACUCAUCAUCUUCACAUAUGGUAUCCCACUUCAUGUGGAUCAUUGGGGACAGACUCAUCAUCUUCACAGAUGGUAUCCCACUUCAUGUGGAUCAUUGGGGACAGACUCAUCAUCUUCACAGAUGGUAUCCCACUUCAUGUGGAUCAUUGGGGACAGACUCAUCAUCUUCACAGAUGGUAUCCCACUUCAUGUGGAUCAUCGGGGACAGACUCAACAUCUUCACAGAUGGUAUCCCACUUCAUGUGGAUCAUUGGGGACAGACUAGUCAUCUUCACAGAUGUUAUUCCACUUCAUGCGGAUCAUUGGAGACAGAUGUUAUCCCAACCAAACACCAUGACAUUGUACAAAACAAACAAGGAAUAAUCAUUUGAACUCUGGAUCUGUUGUCUGACUACAAAGUGGAUGAGGCGACGAGGAGAUGUCCAUUAUUUUGCUCCCUUCACCUUUUUCCUACCUCCUUGUUACCUUACCUUACUUCCUUCCCUCAAAUAUAUUCCACCUACUUGUGCUUUGGUGACGCUAGUGAUUUUUGUUGGCUGCUGAAAAAAAGGCCAUUUUGACAAAAUUCUGCACACGUGUUACGAUCCAAGCCAGUCCCUUGACUACCGGUCGACUGUGAGAAGAAUAUUACUCUUGUUCUUUUUUUGUCGGAGGAGGAGGAGGCUUCGUAGUCAUGGCAGCGCUUGCUGAGAUCACACGUAUUGGAUAAAAUUAUGUAUCAUAUUGUAUUGUAGCUGUAUUAAAUUUUUUUGUACAAAACAAAAGAUAUUUUUUGUGACUUUAAGUAAAGGAAAAAGAUGUCUUACUUUUAGUUUUUAUAUAAUUUCCUUCCUGCUUAGGGUGGCAGGGCAACUCCUGAGGAUGUCUAUGACUCACGUAUACAUGUAUACAUGUUUUCACCUGCUGACACCUCAAUGAAUCUCUUUGAAAGACACACGCAAACACAAUACACGUACAAAAAAGAGAAAUCCAGUGUUUUUGUUAUUGCUUUAGAGAAGAACAGAUCAUCCAAGAUCUCUUAUUGCAGGGCAGCCCAACCCUCUUCCUGGAGAUCUACCGUCCUGUAGGUUUUCAGUCCAACCCUCUUCCUGGAGAUCUACCGUCCUGUAGGUUUUCAGUCCAACCCUCUUCCUGGAGAUCUACUGUCCUGUAGGUUAUCAGUCCAACCCUCUUCCUGGAGAUCUACUGUCCUGUAGGUUUUCAGUCACUAAGCUUUAUGCUGACAAAUACUGUAUAGAUUUAUAAAUGCAAAAUAGCCUUCUAAAUAUGCCAAUCCUUAACAUAGAAAUUAAAUAAUUUCAAUAGUUACUUUGCCACUGGUUAAGGACUGUAGUUUUUAAUUGAAGAAAAAAAUGAAGCAAAUCAAUCCUAUAAUAGGUAAGGAUUUAUAUAUUCAAUAGAAAGUAAAAUAUACAGUUUGU
This is a messenger RNA of Oncorhynchus tshawytscha (Chinook salmon), 4027 nucleotides long. RefSeq names its product netrin-G1-like. Gene Ontology annotation, molecular function: cell-cell adhesion mediator activity. Lineage: Eukaryota; Metazoa; Chordata; Actinopteri; Salmoniformes; Salmonidae. The record is from RefSeq and is a predicted model, not a curated record. The transcript has 7 exons. Bases 598 to 2016 code for a protein of 472 amino acids.